AUCUCGUGAACCGAAGAGACGGCACGUGCGCAUGCGCAGUCGGCUUUUAUUUCAGGAAGCCGGUCUGUUUUUAUUUUGCGGACGACACCGUCCACAUGCAAGGCUACGUUGACUGCCAUUGUCAUAUCUCUGCGGGGGAUUUUGACAAGGAUGUUGAAGAGGUGAUUGAAAAUUCAAAAAAGGCUGGCUUGUUGGCGCUAUUAGCUGUGGCUGAGCAUUCAAGAGAAUUUGAGAAGAUUAUAGAGUUGUCACAGAGGUAUCCAGGGUUUUAUUUUCCCUGCUUGGGAGUUCACCCUGUUCAAGAAGUGUCCCCGGAGCAGCAGAGGGGUGCUUCUCCUCAGGAUCUGGAUGCUGCUUUGCCCAUCAUAGAGAAAUACAAAGACCAGCUUGUCGCCAUUGGGAGGUAAAGAUUCAGCAUCUUUGAUGUUGGUUUGGAUUUUACACCCAGAUAUGUCAGGAGCGACACCGAUAAGGAGAAUCAGAGGCUGGUCCUGAUUCGUCAAGCACAGAUAGCCAAGCUAGAUCUCCCACUAAAUGUUCAUUCAAGGUCUGCAGGAAGACCCACCAUUCAGCUCCUUAAGGAGCAAGGUGUCAAAAAAGCCCUUCUUCAUGCUUUUGAUGGGAAACCGUCUGUUGCCAUGGAGGGAGUGAAGGCCGGCUAUUUCUUUUCUAUCCCACCAUCCAUAAUAAGGAGUGAGCAGAAGCAGAAACUUGUGAAACAGCUGCCGUUAGAGAACAUCUGUCUGGAAACUGAUUCUCCAGCUCUCGGCCCAGAAAAGCAGGUGAGAAAUGAGCCAAAAAACAUCUGUGUCUCUGCCGAGUACAUCAGUAAGAUCAAAGGGGUGUCACUGGAAAAAGUGAUGGAGGUGACAACACAAAACGCUCUCCAACUCUUCCCGAAGCUGAAGGCUGCCAUCAGACGUUGACAGAGAGCACAAAGAAUAUUUUAUCUAUGAUUAAAACCCUUGAAGGAUUUCUCGACGAUUUUAUUUGCCAAGGCGACGUUAUGUAUGUGAUUGAACCAAGAUCCCCUCCAGUGUAAAAAGCUAAACAAGAACGUGAAAAAUCGAUCCUGUCUUAAAUAAAGAUGAGAUUACACUCUCUUGAUGCAUGUGAAACCUCAGCACUGUGAACAAAUGCAGCAGUUCACACACAUAAGUGCAUCCCAGCAUGUCAGCUUUUUACUGUAAACCUAAGCAGGGCUUAUUAGUCAUUUCCUUGCUCACUUUUUCUAAUUAAAAGGCAAUUCAUGGUUAGCAUUGCCUGGUGUGAAGUUUUCACGCUCUAAUGGCAAGUUCACAACUGUAUGGGGUAGUGUUGCCUUCAAGUGUUCCUCAUAAUUUCACACAUUUUCACUUUUGAGC
Messenger RNA from Archocentrus centrarchus (flier cichlid), 1364 nucleotides. It is a transcript of the gene tatdn3l, whose product is annotated as putative deoxyribonuclease TATDN3. Gene Ontology annotation, molecular function: hydrolase activity, acting on ester bonds. The record is from RefSeq and is a predicted model, not a curated record. NCBI's taxonomy places the organism in Eukaryota, Metazoa, Chordata, Actinopteri, Cichliformes, Cichlidae.